AUGACGUCUACUCAUCGACCUUCGCCGCUGCGACUGUCGGACACAACAUGGACGACCAAUGGUAUCGUUGAUCCAUCUUUCUCAUCCAGUACCGCAUCCACAUCCAGUCUCGACCUUGUCCCUGCACCCCGUGCCAGCGAUCUGCAGAUGGUAUUACGUACCAGAGACCAUGCAGCAUAUUACGAUGCGGCCUCAAACGAGCUUUCGCUUCAAAAACGGUCGCACCCGCUUCAAGAUGAUGCAGGAUCGAAUUCGACAUCGCACGACCAAGCGCCUCUGGUGCCGCGCCAAGCACCACAAAGCUCCUUGCAGCGACUUCGUCGAGCAGAGCCACUGCAAAGUACGAGGGGUGAAGCGGUCUGCCCAACGUGUGCCCGAUCUUGGCCGAUAGGUGAUCCAGAGACACUGGAGGCGCGGUUUGACCAGCGCUUCCCAUCAAGUUCAGCCGAGCAUGAACCGCCCUGCUUCAUAGCACCCAACUACUUUCGACUGCUCGCGCAAGCCUCAACGACCCCGGACACCAACUCUUUCCCUGAGCGUCCCGCGACUCCACGGAAUCGGUUCUCGUCCGCAUCCGGCACCUCGACCCCGCUCCCCUCUGGCGCAUCAACGCCACCCGAACCGAUCUCCAACUCUUGCUCCGCACAAGGCUACUACUCUCGCUUCUUUAUCGAACUCAAACCGCUCGGUCGUGGUGCGCGCGGCCAAGUCUUCCUAUGUCAACACGUGCUCAACGGCAACAAACUCGGCAAGUAUGCCAUCAAAAAAAUCCCUGUCGGCGAUCACGCACAGAGUCUACUGCAGAGUCUCAACGAGGUGCAUCUGAUGGAGAGUCUGCAUCACGAAAACUUGAUCGGAUAUCAGCAUGCUUGGAUAGAGAGCUGCCAGCUGACCAGGUGGGGGCCCGAGGUGCCAACAUUGUUUGUGCUGAUGAUGGCGGCGAAUGGAGGUAGUUUGGCGGAUUGGAUUAGUAGGAGGGCGGGAGAGGAGGUUGAGGGCGAGGCGGAUACUGGGACGUCGGAAGACGAUAAGCUGAACGCGGGUGCAAGGGGUGAGCAGGAGAAGAGCAAGCACGAGCAGGGCGCUGUUAGUCCAGCGGAACGAGCGAAGAUCGAAAGACUGAAAGCUGCCCUACGACAACGACGGGCGAAUCGCACCUCUUGUAGCACCACCGCUCAACCGCGCGCUCCAACUUUGGGCCGCGCACCGCGUUCGGCACCACUCAGCAGCGGCACAGCAAUCCACCUGCUGCGCACGGACGAGAUCUACUCUCUGCUCAAAGACAUAGUCUCCGGCCUCUCGUUUCUGCACUCGCGCGGCAUACUGCACCUCGAUAUCAAGCCAGGCAACAUCCUGCUCCACUGGGACGACGAUGCGCUCAUCCCGCGCGCCAUGCUCUCGGACUUUGGCUCGUCUCUGCUUCUGCACGACAACUGGACGCGCGUACGAUCCGGUCACACCGGCACGAUGGAGUACAUGUCGCCCGAAGCAGUGAUGGUCAACCCAUCGACAGGCAAGUUGGACGAACUGGGGAGCAAGAGCGAUAUCUGGAGCGUGGGCAUGAUCCUGCACCUGCUGGUGUUUUUCCGACUUCCAUGGGGCAAUAUGGAUGACCUGGGAGCGCUGAGGGUGGAAAUAGCGAGGUAUCAGGGGUUCAGGCGCAAAGAAGGCGUGGUGGAGAGUGAAAAGGGGAACAAGGGGGAUGAGGUAUUGCUGGGGUUGCUCGAGCAAAUGUUGCAGGUGGAUGCGGUCAAGCGGCCUAGUUGUAAGGAUGUUUUGCACGUGUUGGCGGGAGCGGCGCAAAAAGCGAGCAGAGACGAGGCGAGCAACAAGAUUCAUCGUCGGAAUCGUGAUGAGAAAAGCGGCUCGCUGGCGCUAUACCGAGCUUCGGCACUACCGCCCCUACCGCACGCACUGUCGUCGUCCGACGAGCGUGAGUUCGCUACCGCUGCGCGCACCAUUCCUCCACUCGGCACUCUCACGCUUCGAUCUCACCGGCUACCAGCCGAAACGCUCAACGUCGUCAUUGCAUUCUUCAAGAUCGUCUCGCCACAUUCGGCCGCGGUCCUGUUUGCGUCUAGCUCGGCGCCUGCUGGUUCGCACGCGUUCAAGAUGGACGCGCUCGCGCUGCUCAUUUUGGCUCUCGCGCUUGUGGACCUCGCGACGGCCGGCACAAGGCCGCACCACAUACGCCGGCGGAUCAAUGUGGUGUGUGGCGUGGCUCAUUUGGUGUUGCUGUUCGCAUGUGUGGUCAAGCGUGUAUAUCGACGAUAG
Messenger RNA from Mycosarcoma maydis (corn smut), 2274 nucleotides. RefSeq names its product protein kinase IKS1. Gene Ontology annotation, molecular function: ATP binding; protein kinase activity. Lineage: Eukaryota; Fungi; Basidiomycota; Ustilaginomycetes; Ustilaginales. The transcript has a single exon. The record is from RefSeq and is a predicted model, not a curated record. The coding region runs from base 1 to 2274 and encodes 757 amino acids. Gene Ontology annotation, biological process: protein phosphorylation.